Penicillium oxalicum is the source of this 993-nucleotide messenger RNA. RefSeq lists its product as uncharacterized. The transcript has a single exon. Bases 1 to 993 code for a protein of 330 amino acids. The record is from RefSeq and is a predicted model, not a curated record. Lineage: Eukaryota; Fungi; Ascomycota; Eurotiomycetes; Eurotiales; Aspergillaceae.
AUGUCCUGUUUAUCGUCACCUCUCGGUGACCCGCGAUCGAUGACCUCCCGACCCAAGUUGACGCUUCAAACGACCUCUCUACCACGAACCUUUGGCAGCUCGUCUACAGGCCUCUCCCUCUCCUUUGCGACCAACGCAGCCGCCUCGCCGACCGUCCGCAACACGUUUAAAAAUGCCUAUGAUGUCGUAUCUCCCACCUCGACAGCCACCUCUCCCUCCUCAAAUGCCCCGCCCAGCCUCCGAUUUCCCAGCACGAAACCCGCAUCUCCAUACAUCCACCAUGCCCACAGCCACUCCACAAGUUUCUUUCACCGCAGUAACCCGUAUCAACUACCCUUGGGGGUGCGUAGUAUUCUGCGCAACUCUCCCCUCGAGCCCUCGUCGCGGCGUCCAUCAGGAUCGAUGUCUGCAGGCGCCAGUGGACCCGGCGGCGCAGGCGCACGCCGGGUCUUCUUCCCCGCCAAGAAGCAAGUGAGCUACCGCAAUCCACUGGAGGAAGAAAUCCGGACCGAGCGCUACACGGCGCAACACUUCGAUCUGUUUGAGGAAGACCAGUCCAAGGAGGCUGUGCAGGAUCAGGCAGCAUCGAAAUCGGAGGAUUCUGCGCCCGAAUCCACCGAGGAGGAGGAUUCAGACACCGCCAGUAAUCAGUCAGGCUCGGAGGCGGGCAGUACUUCCGGAAAUCAAAUCAGCUCAAACUGCGCAUCCGCGACUCACGGUGUUCUUUCAAAAACCGAGCGCAAGAAGCGUCGCACAUUACGCGCAGAGCGACAAGUCCGCGCGGUCGCUUUGCUGGACGGACUUGAUCCGGGUCGCUCCGAUGCAUCUACGCCGCAAACGCCACGACAGGGCCGUGCCAAACGGCGACGCGAGUGGAGAUGGACCCUGGGUCCUGUAGGCAGCUGCUCGGACGAAGCGCAGUCUGACUUGCCAACGCAGCCACCCACAUCACAGCCCACAGAUCUUGCGGCUGAAACGUCUUCGCGUGGGUGA